GCAGUGAUCGCAAGAGUACACCAACGCAAGUGAAACGGGAUCAACUGAAAGGGACAGCAGAAUCCUCUCUGACAUCCAACUCAAUCUUAUAAAGACAUAUUUCAAAGCCAUCAACAAGAUCCACCACAGGUUCAAUAAUGCCCCCACAGUUGAAAGCAGAGGUAAACGUCAUGCCCAAGGUUGUCCAGGGGGAUUUGCAGAGCCUGCCUCCAGAAGCAAGAGAUUUCAUUGAAAGUAAUGCCAAGCUGUGCCAACCUGAGAGCAUUCAUAUCUGCGAUGGCUCGGAAGAAGAAAACAAAAAAAUUCUGGACAUCAUGGUAGAACAAGGCAUGAUCAAGAAGCUGAGCAAGUAUGAGAACUGCUGGUUGGCUCUCACUGAUCCCAGAGAUGUCGCAAGAAUUGAGAGCAAAACUGUCAUCAUCACUCAAGAACAGAGAGAUACCACUCCGAUCCCAAGAACUGGAACUAGCCAGCUGGGUCGCUGGAUGUCUGAAGAAGAUUUUGAGAAAGCCUUCAAUACCAGGUUCCCAGGCUGCAUGCAAGGACGUACAAUGUAUGUCAUCCCCUUCAGCAUGGGGCCUAUUGGGUCUCCUUUGUCCAAGAUUGGGAUUGAGCUGACAGAUUCACCGUAUGUAGUGGCCAGCAUGAGGAUCAUGACACGGAUGGGAACAGCUGCUUUGAAAGCCCUGAGUAAUGGGGAGUUUGUAAAAUGCCUUCACUCGAUUGGAUGUCCUCUACCGCUAAAAGAACCAUUAAUCAACAACUGGCCGUGCAACCCGGAGUUAACGCUGAUUGCCCAUCUCCCGGAUCGCAGAGAAAUCAUUUCAUUUGGCAGUGGUUAUGGAGGAAACUCCUUACUGGGGAAAAAAUGCUUUGCUCUCAGAAUUGCCAGCAGAAUCGCCAAAGAGGAGGGCUGGCUAGCUGAACACAUGCUGAUCCUGGGCAUUACCAAUCCAGAAGGUGAAAAGAAGUAUUUUGCUGCAGCAUUCCCUAGUGCAUGUGGAAAAACUAACCUGGCCAUGAUGAACCCAAGCCUGCCAGGAUGGAAAAUUGAAUGUGUGGGUGAUGAUAUUGCCUGGAUGAAAUUUGAUGAACAAGGCAACUUAAGGGCAAUCAAUCCAGAAAAUGGUUUUUUUGGUGUCGCCCCUGGAACCUCAGUCAAAACAAACCCCAAUGCUAUUAAAACCAUAUUCAAGAACACCAUCUUUACCAAUGUAGCAGAAACCAGUGAUGGAGGUGUCUAUUGGGAAGGCAUUGAUGAGCCAUUACCACCAGGAGUAACACUGACUUCAUGGAAGAACAAGGAUUGGACCCCAGAUAAUGGGGAACCUUGUGCUCAUCCCAAUUCACGAUUCUGCACUCCAGCCAGCCAGUGCCCCAUCAUGGACCCUGCAUGGGAAUCACCCGAAGGCGUGCCCAUUGAAGGGAUAAUAUUUGGAGGCCGCAGACCUGCUGGUGUGCCUCUUGUAUAUGAGGCCUUUAACUGGCAGCAUGGAGUAUUUAUAGGAGCAGCUAUGAGAUCUGAAGCAACAGCAGCUGCUGAGCACAAAGGCAAAAUCAUUAUGCACGAUCCGUUUGCCAUGAGACCUUUCUUUGGCUACAACUUUGGCAAAUACUUGGCCCACUGGCUCAGCAUGGCACAUCGUCCAGCUGCAAAACUACCAAGGAUCUUUCACGUUAACUGGUUCCGGAAGGACAGCCAAGGGAAAUUCCUGUGGCCUGGCUAUGGAGAGAAUUCCCGUGUGCUGGAGUGGAUGUUCAACAGAAUUGAAGGGAAAGCCUCUGCCAAGCCAACUGCCAUAGGUUACAUCCCUGCUGACACUGCUUUGAACCUGAAGGGUUUAGAAGAUGUCAACUUGACCGAACUGUUUGAUAUCUCCAAAGAGUUCUGGGAAAAGGAGGUAGAAGAAAUUAAACAAUACUUUGAAGUGCAAGUUAAUGCUGACCUUCCCUAUGAAAUAGAAAGGGAAAUGCUUGCCUUAGGGAUGAGAAUAAAACAGUUGUAGCUGAUCAAAACCACAAUUAUUUAUCAACCUACACAGGACAAACACAUCUGACCAAAUCACCACUGGAAGCAUAACAGCACACUGAUGGGCAGGGAGUUAUAAUGAAAAGUAGGUCUUAGUUUAGUUAGAAUAUAAGUAGGGGCAUUCUAGAAGUAAAUCCAGACCUAAUGAUUUAUAACUACGUCAGUUGUUGUGAAUAGGAGAGCAGCUGUGGGAAUGUAUGUGCACAUGGUCUCCAAAACCCUGAUCUGUCACUUACACGCACA
Fulmarus glacialis (Northern fulmar) is the source of this 2272-nucleotide messenger RNA. RefSeq names its product phosphoenolpyruvate carboxykinase 1 (soluble) (gene PCK1). Gene Ontology annotation, biological process: cellular response to glucose stimulus; response to starvation; hepatocyte differentiation. The record is from RefSeq and is a predicted model, not a curated record. The transcript is spliced from 10 exons. Lineage: Eukaryota; Metazoa; Chordata; Aves; Procellariiformes; Procellariidae. Gene Ontology annotation, molecular function: manganese ion binding; phosphoenolpyruvate carboxykinase (GTP) activity; GTP binding. Bases 138 to 2006 code for a protein of 622 amino acids. Gene Ontology annotation, cellular component: mitochondrion; cytosol.